AUGAGCAAGAAGCGCGGCGGCAAAUCGUCCGACAAAACUUCCAAGAAAGGCAGCACCGGCAUGCCCGCGACUUCUCAUAUUCAAAUCACCACGACCGAUUCGUUGAAAAAGCCAUCCUCAAAAUCGACCACGAAGACCGCCGCCACGUCGUUUGCGGUCGGCCAGAUCGUGGACAUCCAACAAGAGUCCCGUGGCAAAUGGAAACGCGGGAAAAUCGUUUCCAUCCGACCCAUUGCCCCGACCACGUCCCGAAAGAAGCAACCACACGUGCUGUACGACGUGUCCUACGAUGGUGGCCAAAUGGAGCUCGAAAUCGACGCCGACCGCAUCCGCUGCCGCAAACAACCCGAUGCGAACCCGUUCUCCUUACGCCCUCCAGCGACCGCUGACAUUUUGGAAUUCACCAAGAUAGCCGAGGCGAGACAACUCUCUAAGCCGCGUUCACCUGCGGGUGCCAUUCCUGCAAACGACGAAGGGGUUCACCUGACCACCGCCGACCCUUCGAAUCUGCUAACCAAACGACACAACUUUGGCGAGUACGACAACGACCAAGUGGCCACUGGAGACGUGUUCAAGUCCGAAGAUCAAGUACUAGAACACCAAGCUCAGAUCCAGCGCAUUCUGGACGACCUCUUUUCGAUCCACGCGGAUGUUCACAGUGUGAAGAAAGCCCUGAGCGCGCUCUUAAAGGUCCUGCGCCUUGCUCCUCAAGUCACAGCCGACUACUUUCAUUUCAAGGCGGGCGAGACAAUCCUGCUGCACAUCAUUCGAUCGCACCAGUUGUAUUCUGUCCUGCAGUGCUACGGGUUUGUCCUGUUGCGCAAGAUGUGCCAUCUUUCCGUUGACAGCUGCGCAAUAUUUGUUCAAAAUGGCGCCAUUCCGGCCAUCGCCACCGCCCUUCGUGCAUUUCCGUCCGAUCCUAUCGUUCAGGCGUCGGGGUGCGGGGCCCUCUCAGCCCUCGGACAGCUCAGUGUCCAAGCCAUUCAAGCCAUGCUCGAGCACAACGUAGUGCCGUUGGUCGUGGCGUCGCUGGUCCAUCACCAGGACAUCAAUAACCACACACGGCAAGUUCAGUUCUACGCGAGCGAAGUUCUGUUGGCAUUGUGUGACAACAGCGGUGCCCCCGUCGCUGCCGCGAUAGUCGACCCAAUCGACGACUACACUGCUGUCCGCACGUUGGUUCUCGUCAUGCGAAAGAGCUUGAAGCUGGAUGAUAAGAAAGUGUCGUGCUCUAUUUGCACGCUACUCUUGUGUUUGCUUUCCUUGAGCAAGUCCAUCGCUCAAGUGCUUCGCCAAGCGGACGCCAUCGCCGACCUUUCGAUUGCAAUGGCAAAAUACCCGACGCACGAAGGCAUCCUCAAGUACUCGCUCCCGGCAACGCGCGAGCUGGCGGUUGCGUCCAUGCAGCAGUCGCCGUCCACAAAAGUGCGCCAAACGGCACGAAUCAUUCUCGAAGAAGAGCCGUUGAAGCGGUCGAAACCUGCGAGUCCAGCGUCCGCGCGCAAGAAACCCAAAACUGUGACGCCCUCAACCAAACCAUGGUCCUCGACUGUCCUUCCAUCUCCGUCGCAUGCUUCGUCCAAGAAGGAGUCGUCGGUGGCCACCCGAGAAAAGCUACUGCUUCAAACGUAUGGGAUGGAUCCAUCCCGUAGCAGUGCCACCAAUCCAGCGAGAUCGUCGAAAUCGCGGCAAAGCACGAGCCCUUCCCGAAAGAAUCAACUCGACAAACAAUUCGAUUUGUUCUUGGCUACGUCAAGUGGCGAUCCCAUGCCGGAGCUGCCACGUCCGCUCACGUGCUCCAAGUUGCUGCCACUGGCAACCCCUGACCCUCCAGCUGUCCGGCCCGUAACGAUGGCCACAACUCAAUCGGCCAAAAUCGACCGAUUGGACGUUCCUGUGCCGGCCAGCCCCCUGGCAGAACUCAAGUCGUUUGCGACAGAACUCUUUGAAGGCGUGAACGACCCCAUGACACCGCUGAAUCGGGUCAGCUUCGCCGACAAACUCCACCGCAUGAUUGAAAAAGCCGAAACCUCGUUGGACUCGAUCUACUUGGCGCCUCCAGCGACCGCACCAGAAGCGAUGCCCCCUCCAGCCCGUUUCGAAUCGCCGCCUGGCAUCGACACGAAAACCCCGUCCGUCAACCUCCAAAAUGGCAUUUUCACCCCGUUGAGCCAGAAGCUGCACCUCACCGUCGGGACAAAGGUCAAGUGCCGGUUCAAUGGCGGGAUUCGAUACUAUGCUGGAGUCAUCUCGCGGUGCAACGAGUCCAACCAAACAUUUGAUGUGGAUUACGUUGAUGGCGAGCAAGAAUGCGACGUGCCGUUGGAAUUCAUUCGCGUCAUGGACGCAGUGGCACCACAGCAAGCGCCGCCGUCGCCAGCCGCGUUUGCCAAUGGCGACGUAGUCGAAGCGCGGUACAAGGGCAAGGCCAAAUAUUUCCCUGGCGUGAUCCUUCGUGUGGGUGCGGCAAACCAGUCAUUCGAUAUAGCUUAUGACGACGGAGAAAUCGAAUUGGACGUCGCUCGAAACUUGAUCAAACUCGUGGGUCGAAACGAGCCGCAAGACAAGGAGGGAACAGGGUGGCGAGUCGGUCAAAAGGUUGAAGCUCGGUACAAGCAGCGGCAAAAGUACUACAAGGGCAAGAUUGCUCGCGCGCGGUCGAAUGGCACGUACGACAUCGAGUACGACGACGGCGAGAAAGAGAUCGGUGUUGCUAAGGACAUGAUUCGUGUCUUGGUCGAGCUGGAAGAGCGUCCGCAGUUCGAAGAAGGCGACUUGGUCCAAGCGCAGUACGAAGGCAACGCUCGGUUUUACAACGGGACGAUCGUGCGGUGCCGUCUCGAUGGGUCGUACGACAUCAAGUACGACGAUGGCGAUGUGGAAACGUUUGUCGCCUCCGAACGCAUCCGAAAGAGGUCGCCGCCCCCCUUUCAAUAUGCAGUCGGCACCCGCGUCGAGAUCGUGAAGGGGUCGCGAUGCCUGGUCGGAACGAUUACCAAAGUCAGCGCCCGCACGGGACAUUACUCAGUCUUGUACGACCACGGGGACAAGGAAAAAGUUGCCCCGGACAACAUUCGAGGCAUCAUCCACGAGGAAACGUUCGAGCGGCACCAACGCAUCGAAGCGCGCCCCCCGACGUCUCAAGUUUACUCGCUCGGGUUGAUUACCAAAUGCCGGUUCAAUGGAACCUACGACAUUGAGUUUGAGUCGGGGGAAGUGGCGACUGGCGUGGCUCCGUCGCUCAUCCGAUCGCUGCCGUGGCCACCCAAAGAAACCGAGUAUUCCCCCCUGUGGCACGUGGGUGACAUUGUCGAAGCCAAGUACGAGGGCAAGUUGAAAUACUUUCCAGGUGUUGUGGCGCGGGUCGAAGUGCAAGGGCCAUCGUCUGCCGUGUACGAAGUCCACUUUGAAAGCGGAUCGGUCGAGCCCCGCAUCCCAGAAGACUCGAUCCACUUGUUGCAUCGAUCCAUGCCAGGCAUACCUGUGUUUGCCUCGGGAGAGGUUGUGUUGAAACACGGCAAACUUGCCAAGGUUUGCCGGUGCUAUAUGGAUGGUACCUACGACUUGACCUACCCCAACGGAUUGAAAGAAGUCCGCGUUGCGAAGGCGGACAUAGCCAAAGCACCAAAGGACACCGCGGAAAACUUCGCCGCAGAACCGAUGGGAUCGGCCAAGGACAACGACGAACGUGUGCCGUCUUGGUUUGACGCACCAUGCAAGCACAACGAAACUAUCGCGGCAGCGCUAGUUGCAGCAGCAAGCUCCUCGGGUGAGAGGUCGACCACUGCUGAUGCCAGCUCGAGGCAAUCUGAAAUCAAAAGCCAUGGCCCUCAGGAAGACGAGUGUGGUCAGGUCAAUGAUGGCACAACACAAUGGCGGCAAACCGACCGUGAGGCGACAGGCGUCGCGCGCGAGCAUGCCAAGUAUGACAAAGUUGAAGUGGCCAACACUGUAGAAGACGCGGUGGAAUCACGAACAGCAGAUGCCGUCGCAGGUGAAGCUGCUGUUGCCUCCACAUCAAACGAUGACACCAUCGAGGCGGAACCGAUCGAAAACCAACAGAGUGAUGGAAUAUACCCACAAGAUUCAACCCACCACGGCAAGGAGUCCAGGGAAAAAGCUAUGAAUGACCAAGCCACGGCCAUUGCAAGCGUCUGCAGCUCCGCCGUUUGUGAACCGGCGACUUUUCACAGAGACAGCAAGACUGUCUUUUUUGAAAACCACGUGACUGAACCAAGUGACGACAUUUCCAUUGAACGCGAUGAACCUGAGAAAGGCAGCCAUGACAAGCCCGAGACAAAACACGAUGCGAAUGACGAAGCGAGGAUACAUUUAGAAGACGCGGCCGAGGCAAACUUGGCGCCAACGAGCCUUGUUGAUGCGAACCCGCUAGACUUUUCAGCAGACGAGAAACCAUGCCAUGUUGCAGCAACUCUGCCUGGUGAAGAUCCAUUUGCACGAGCGCUCGUGAUUCUGUCUGUGGCUGAAUCUACGGUCGACACUGUUGUCCAAGCAGCCGUCCAGGUUGUGCAAGCGAAGUCCGUUGUCUCACAACGGCAACAUGUCUUGUUCGCACUCGAACUGAAAGUGGCAAAAGCCACAGGCACCGUUCCGACCGAUGUCGCCGAGCAAAGCGCAGAUGUGACCAGCCACGAAGUUGACCCUGGUGUUCUUGAGCAUGUGGACGCUAGAGUGUCCAGCAACAAUUCUGUAGAGGUCGCAACACCACCGAGUGAUACCGAAGUCCUUGCUGUGGCGACUGAAGCUACGGUCGACGUUGAAAAUGUUGGUGGCGCAGAUGAGUCGACAAUGCGACAUUCAAACCUUCAGCUCGUCAAGUCAUUGUCGUCGUCGACAGCGGCAAAUUUAGUGAAAAACUCCAUUCGCACAGGAGUGCAACAAGCAGCCUCUCGAAAGGACCUGACCGCUAUUAGCCCGACCGAGCCCAAGGAAGCCAAUCUUGCCGUGGCUAGGGAUACAUCCGAUGAUACUGUCGACAUUUUGGUGCAAGCGAACGCCAACAUGCAAGACCUGGUCGUUGACGACACGACUUUGUCCGCCAUUUGUGUCCCUGCACUGAAAGUCGUGCCAGAGCACUUCGUUUCAAAAUUGGUCCCGACGCCAAUGCACUCUAGCGUCGCUGCUCAGGUGGUGAACAAGGCGAUUCAAGAUGCAUUGCAAGCAGCGGUGGCGUCGUCACACAAGGUGCCCAAACACGUUCAAGAGCAAACCAUUGUCCCAACACCAAGGGAUUCCCUGUCGUCCACUCCAACACCCCAACGUGACGAUGUCUAUAUCGUGCCGCAACCCUCUCACGAAGUUGUCCCACCCUUGCGGGUAUCCUCGAUACGACCGUUGUCUCUGAUGGCAAGCACCAUUGAAUUGGCUGCACAAGUCGUCGAUACUGCCGUUGCCAAUGCCCUCGCCGCUCAUGCAUCGCUGCCAUACCUGACAUCUGGUAUAUAUCCGGCACUUUCCAUUCGCAACGAGGUACAGCCCGAGCCAGCAGACUCAUCCGAGUCUUUCCCAUCUGCACCGAAGCAUUUGACGGCUCAAGAGGUGGACAUCACAGCAAUCGCUGCCGCUUCAAAUUUGGUGGAUACUGGUCCUCAAGAUGCUCUUUGUACCGAAGUGCACGACGAGAUAGCAAGCAACACACCCUUUGGAAAUGACGGAGAUAUUACCAACGACGACGACAUCAGUGACGAUAUUUCGCUCGAAGUGGCCAUGAUAGCCAAGUCAAUUGUCAUGCUGUGUUUAUACGAUGGCAUUCUGCACGUUGCAAAUCGAGUUGUUGCUGACAAAACUGCGGAAGAACAGCCUUUGGAUGAAGAACCGGCGACGGUACGCAACGACGGGGUGAUUGACGGCCAACUGCACGCUUGUGUGGCGGCACCGUCCGAAUCAUCUCCAGCGAUUCAACUCGACGGCGCCUCUUUUGACAGUGCAAGCCCCAUCACAGUUGCCGAGACAAGGCCGACACCAUCGUGUCACCACGACAACGUCAAACCGCUUGCAACGGCAGAUGAUCCAACCGUGGUGGAUUCGGCUAGUGGUGAUGCAAAUGAAAAUGCAUCGUGCACCCAAGAGAUCCAUUCCUCCAAGUUCGAUUUGAUUUGCCCAGUCCCUGCGACAAGCAACCAAACAUCUCAAGAAGCGAUUGCUACUGUGAACCGUAUUCUGUUCACUGUGGUCGAGAGGCUCGUGAACGAGAGUGAAGUUUUGGCCGAGCCAACGCUGUCGAAACCUCGACCGCAUGUCGACAAUCAUAACCCUGCAUGCGACCAACUUGCUGGUUUCCAGACGGAUAAAACGAAAGGUGGCGCUGACAACCAGAUCACAUCAGCCAGCAAAAACGCACACGAAGAACCCUUUGCAUACAGCAUGAUAGCCGAAGAAUAUGACGUUCCCACGAAUCGACUUGACAGCAUUAUACCGUCUGCCAACAAUCGCAACGAUUCAAGGCAGAUCGGCGACAAUGAACAAGAACUACAGAUUGACAAUUCAUCCACCCAUACAUCACAUGGAAACCAAGGAAACCAGGAUCUCAAUGAAGCCAAGGCCGACCAAAGACACCACUCUUACCAGCGUCCUGACAAUUUCACCCCCGAGAGCACGAAUGACGUCGAAUCAUAUGCGAACGACGUCGACGAGUUCGCAGACAAGGAGACGGCGCCCGAACCAGCCGCGACCGCCGAGGAAGCGCAACCUUCCCCUGCGGAGGACGACGGUGCUGCGUAUGGCCAAGACGAAGAAUUCGAGCAAACCGAAGCACCUGACGACAGCGCUGGUGCGGGCACGGCAGCACCCCCUACGGCAGACUCAGCGACGGUGGCGGAGGUCGUGACGUCAAUCGGCGAGGCGCUUCUGGACCAAUCGCCAUCCGAAGCAGCUGCCGCCAGCGAGCUCCCUGCCGCCGCCACGACGGCAGGCGCGGACGCCGUCGAAGCAUAUGCGAACGACGUCGACGAGUUCGCAGACAAGGAGACGGCGCCCGAACCAGCCGCGACCGCCGAGGAGGCGCAACCUUCCCCUGCGGAGGACGACGGUGCUGCGUAUGGCCAAGACGAAGAAUUCGAGCAAACCGAAGCACCUGACGACAGCGCUGGUGCGGGCACGGCAGCACCCCCUACGGCAGACUCAGCGACGGUGGCGGAGGUCGUGACGUCAAUCGGCGAGGCGCUUCUGGACCAAUCGCCAUCCGAAGCAGCUGCCGCCAGCGAGCUCCCUGCCGCCGCCACGACGGCAGGCGCGGACGCCGUCGAAGCAUAUGCGAACGACGUCGACGAGUUCGCAGACAAGGAGACGGCGCCCGAACCAGCCGCGACCGCCGAGGAAGCGCAACCUUCCCCUGCGGAGGACGACGGUGCUGCGUAUGGCCAAGACGAAGAAUUCGAGCAAACCGAAGCACCUGACGACAGCGCUGGUGCGGGCACGGCAGCACCCCCUACGGCAGACUCAGCGACGGUGGCGGAGGUCGUGACGUCAAUCGGCGAGGCGCUUCUGGACCAAUCGCCAUCCGAAGCAGCUGCCGCCAGCGAGCUCCCUGCCGCCGCCACGACGGCAGGCGCGGACGCCGUCGAAGCAUAUGCGAACGACGUCGACGAGUUCGCAGACAAGGAGACGGCGCCCGAACCAGCCGCGACCGCCGAGGAAGCGCAACCUUCCCCUGCGGAGGACGACGCGCUGGUGCGGGCACGGCAGCACCCCCUACGGCAGACUCAGCGACGGUGGCGGAGGUCGUGA
Messenger RNA from Aphanomyces invadans, 7746 nucleotides. RefSeq lists its product as hypothetical. Lineage: Eukaryota; Oomycota; Saprolegniomycetes; Saprolegniales; Verrucalvaceae. The record is from RefSeq and is a predicted model, not a curated record. The coding region runs from base 1 to 7746 and encodes 2581 amino acids. The transcript is spliced from 6 exons.